AUGUUAAUACCUACGUGUUUGAUAAAAUUUUUGGAACUAACGUUAGCUGUAGCCUGCCUCACGUUACAUCACUACAGUUUUGACCUAACAGACGUCCCCGCCUUAAUAUUGUGCUCCGGUACUUACGUCGGGUACAUCGUGGUGUUUUCAGGAGAAAUCAUCGGCGAGACGGUGUCAGCGGUAGCGGACGCGUACGUGGACGCGUGGUGGUCGGCGUCGGGGUCGGUGCUGUUCGCGGGGUGCGGCUACCUGACGUUGGCCGGGUGGCGCGACGUGCCGGACUGCACGCGGCGCCGGCACGCGCUCGCCGCCGGCGUGUGCGCAGUCGCCACGGCCGCGCUGCUGCUGCUCGACGCCAUCAUGGCCGUCUGCUCGGCACACAAGGACGAGACCAGCUCGCGCGCCGCGCCGCCCGCACCGCGCCCCAACAAGCCCUGCACGCAGUGUGCUUAA
Pectinophora gossypiella (pink bollworm) is the source of this 453-nucleotide messenger RNA. RefSeq lists its product as uncharacterized. The coding region runs from base 1 to 453 and encodes 150 amino acids. The transcript has 3 exons. Gene Ontology annotation, biological process: septate junction assembly. Lineage: Eukaryota; Metazoa; Arthropoda; Insecta; Lepidoptera; Gelechiidae. The record is from RefSeq and is a predicted model, not a curated record.